CAGGCACCAAGAACAUGCCAAUUUUUUAGUAUGAAUCUAAGUUAUGAAAGUUAUUUAAGGUAUCUGUAUAUUUUUCUGCUUGGCUGGAAGUGAAAAUAUGCGGAAUAGGAACAAUCUCUAUAUUAAGGACAGCCAUGAAGUCAAGAAUUCAAAGAUGGCAAGUUCUUAUUAAUAAUCAGUAACUCUCUGAAUUGCAAACAAAACUCAUUAAAAUUUGGACAUGUUCUUAUGAAAUUUUCAGUAGAAAAUCUCUCUCUCUCUCUCUCUCUCUAAAGUAUAAAGUAAUGACAGCAACUCUCCCCUCUCUCGAGUCUCGACAGGGACCAAGUCCCGGCCUGUCUAUUUAUAGCCAUACAUUCAACGCCGUGUGACAAAUAUUUUCCAUCCCCUCGAAGAAAAUCAAUUCCUCAGACCUUUUCUGCUCCUCUGUUGGCCUCCUCCUCCUCUUCUUCUUCAUUCUGAACGUUUCCCCCUUCUGUCGCUCUCUCUGUGCGUAAUAAGGGGAGCAGACGGAGAAGAGAGUCAGAGAGGCCAAGGACGAUGGCCAACCUGACCUGCUCGGCCGACUUCCUGGGUCCCCUGCUGGGGGCCUCUGCGAAUGCCACCACAGCUGCGGAGUUCAUCUGCGGCCGUUUCCAGAACGCCGCCGAUCAGUUCACGGCGACCACCUACGCCGUGAACAACACCUACCUCCUCUUCUCCGCCUACCUCGUCUUCUCCAUGCAGCUCGGAUUCGCCAUGCUCUGCGCCGGGUCCGUUCGAGCCAAGAACACCAUGAAUAUCAUGCUUACAAACGUUCUGGAUGCGGCGGCCGGUGGUCUCUUUUACUAUCUCUUCGGCUUCGCCUUCGCCUUCGGUUCACCGAGUAACGGCUUCAUCGGCAAGCACUUCUUCGGCCUUAAGGCCUUCCCCAACCCCACGUAUGACUACAGCAACUUCCUCUACCAGUGGGCCUUCGCAAUCGCCGCCGCCGGCAUCACCAGCGGCUCCAUUGCCGAGCGCACUCAGUUCGUUGCAUACCUCAUCUACUCCGCCUUCCUGACGGGCUUCGUCUACCCCGUCGUCUCCCACUGGUUCUGGGCCAGCGACGGCUGGGCGAGCGCCUUCAACACCUCUAACCUCCUCUUCGGAACCGGUGUCAUCGACUUCGCUGGCUCAGGCGUCGUCCACCUCGUUGGAGGCGUCGCUGGCCUCUGGGGCGCACUCAUCGAGGGGCCCCGUAUCGGCCGCUUCGAUCACUCAGGCCGCUCUGUCGCCCUCCGCGGCCACAGCGCCUCCCUCGUCGUUCUCGGCACGUUCCUCCUCUGGUUCGGCUGGUACGGCUUCAACCCAGGCUCCUUCAACACCAUCCUCGUCUCCUACACCCCCGGCGGCUUCUACGGCCAGUGGAGUGGUGUUGGCCGCACCGCGCUCACGACAACCCUCGCCGGCUGCACUGCUGCCCUCACCACACUCUUCGGCAAGCGCCUCAUCUCCGGCCACUGGAACGUGAUGGAUGUCUGCAAUGGGCUCCUCGGUGGCUUCGCCGCCAUCACCGCCGGAUGCUCCGUCGUCGAACCAUGGGCGGCUAUCAUCUGCGGCUUCGUCGCCUCAUGGGUGCUCAUCGGCUGCAACAAGCUCGCGGCCAUCGUCAAGUAUGACGACCCAUUAGAGGCCGCGCAGCUUCACGGCGGCUGUGGCAUGUGGGGCCUCAUCUUCACCGGCCUCUUUGCCACCAAGAAUUAUGUCAAUGAGGUUUACUCCAACAAGGCCGACCGCCCGUACGGUCUCUUCAUGGGCGGCGGAGGAAAGCUGCUCGCGGCCAACCUCAUCCAGAUCCUGACGAUCAUCGGGUGGGUGAGCGUCACCAUGGGACCCCUCUUCUUCAUCUUGAACAAGCUCCGGCUGCUCAGGAUCUCGCCGGAGGACGAGCUCGAGGGAAUGGAUAAGACGAGGCACGGCGGCCUCGCCUACGCCUGGCACGACGACGGCGAAGGCGGCGACUCCAAGAAGGGCUUCAUGAUGACCCCGCCCUUCAAGGUUGGGGAUCGCCCGUCACCCACCAACAACGGCAAUCAAGUCUAAGCCAAUUAGAGCCCAGUUCUUCUGGCCCUCUGUGGUAGUUAGUGCCUUGUGAAUCAUUUCUUCUUUUCAUCUUCCGCUUUUUCUUGUGCUAUGUUAGGAGAUGGGUUAAUCUCGUCGGAGCUCUGUUCCCCCCUCUCUCUCUCUCCCUCUUUCGUGUGUUUGUGUUGGAGAAAAGGUGGGAGGGCUUUGGUUUGGUUAGUGGCCGCAGAUUUUUUAUGCUGUUUUGGAAGAAGUGAAGAAGGCUGUGGCACAUGGGAAGGGGAAGAGGUAAGGGUUCUUAAUCUCUCGAUUUGUUCCCUUACCAGAGGUGGUCGCUUUUCUUUCCUACCAGCUGGGAAAGGUACUUUUAAUAAAAAAGAAGAGCAUUUGCCUCGUUUCCUUUA
Molecule: messenger RNA, 2447 nt
Organism: Nymphaea colorata (pocket water lily)
Lineage: Eukaryota; Viridiplantae; Streptophyta; Magnoliopsida; Nymphaeales; Nymphaeaceae
Product: ammonium transporter 1 member 1-like
Exons: 1
Coding region: 541-2064 (507 amino acids)
Biological process (GO): ammonium homeostasis; ammonium transmembrane transport
Cellular component (GO): membrane
Molecular function (GO): ammonium channel activity
Source: RefSeq, a predicted model, not a curated record